Messenger RNA from Oncorhynchus keta (chum salmon), 2536 nucleotides. Its product is annotated as serine/threonine-protein kinase SIK2-like. NCBI's taxonomy places the organism in Eukaryota, Metazoa, Chordata, Actinopteri, Salmoniformes, Salmonidae. Gene Ontology annotation, cellular component: signaling receptor complex. The record is from RefSeq and is a predicted model, not a curated record. Gene Ontology annotation, biological process: multicellular organism development; cell migration; phagocytosis. Gene Ontology annotation, molecular function: transmembrane receptor protein tyrosine kinase activity; ATP binding.
UUUAGGCCUCAACCAUACCAGCAGCUUCUCCUGUGAAGCACACAACAGUAAAGGUGUGGCUGCCUCAGCCUCUGGAACUGUGCCAGUGGUUCCCUCCCAGGCACAGAAAAUCCAAGUUGUAGAGGUCACCAACUCUUCCCUACACAUCUCCUGGGAGCCUGGCUUUGGAGGGGUAUAUCCUGUCUCUGUGUGCUCUAUACAGGCAGCUCCGUCUGGUCAUGAACCGCAACACGUUGCGUAAUCUCCUGAUCCAUAAUCAGAAUGUCUAUGUACCACCUGCUCAGCACCUGAUCCCUGAACUGAAGCUCUACACCUUCUAUGACGUGAGGGUGGCUUGCCGUAGUAGUCAAGGUGCUUCCCCGUGGACACCAUGGGUAACACUGCACACAGCUGAAGGAGGAGUCAGGUGCUUAGGCAGAGGGAGAGACAGACAGAGGGUUGGAGGGAUAGAGGGAGCGAGACGGGCUACAGAGUGGAAUACCUCACUGCUAACAUGCCCCGGGCUGUUAUGGAGUCAGUUCAGUCCUCUGAGCUAGCUAUCUCUCUCUCUAGCCUCCUGGGCAGUGUGUCCCUGAGUGUGAGUGCCUGUACUGUUGCAGGUUGCGGCCCCUGGAGCCCAGUCCAAUCCCUCAAACAGAAGCACCUUGAUGUGUCCCUUCAUCAGACAUUCUCCUGGUAUUGGUGGAAGACAUUUUACCCUAUGAGGAACGCUGGUGGGGAUUUUGUGGUGAGAUACAGUGCAGGACGCACCUACAAUCGGCAGUCAAAUGAAGCCACAUUUUCCAUCUGCACUCGCACUGAGAUGGAGGACUUCCUCGGGGAGGCUGCUUGUAUGAAGGAGUUUGACCACCCCAACAUCAUGAGACUCCUUGGGGUGUGUCUGCAGGCAGCAGAGAGAGGAGACUACCCCUCCCCUGUAGUCAUCUUGCCCUAUAUGAAGCAUGGAGACCUGCACAGUUUCCUGCUCUACUCUAGACUUGGGGACAAUCCUUUGUCCCUGCCUUCUCAGAUGCUGGUGAAGUUCAUGACAGACAUCGCAUGGGGGAUGGAAUACCUGAGCAACAAGAGGUUCAUCCAUAGAGACCUGGCAGCGCGAAACUGCAUGCUGAAUGAGAAUAUCACUGUCUGUGUGGCAGAUUUUGGCCUUUCUAAAAAGAUCUAUAACGGGGACUACUAUAGACAAGGACGCAUUUCAAAGAUGCCAGUGAAAUGGAUCGCCAUCGAGAGCCUGGUAGACAGAGUUUACACCACCAAGAGUGAUGUGUGGUCGUUUGGAGUGACUAUGACGCCCUACCCUGGAGUGGAAAACAGUGAGAUCUACGACUACCUUAGGCAGGGCAACCGCCUCAAACAGCCCCCUGGCUGCCUAGACACCAUCUACUUCCUGAUGUUCUCCUGCUGGCUGCUGAGUCCUAAGGACCGCCCAGGGUUCCUCUCUCUGCGCUGUGACCUGGAGAAAGCCCUGGGGGAGAUGCCUGAGCAGGAGGAGGCAGAUUACCUGCUCUAUGUCAACAUGGAAGAGCCCUCAGGCUCUCUGUUUGGGGCCAUUGGGGACUGGGAGCCCUUUGGACUGCCUCACCCAUCCUACUGGAAGAACAUGGGCAAUCUGGAAACAAUCCAGGUGCAUCAUCAUAAUCAUCAUGAUCAUGCAGAACGCUAUGUUCUCUGCCCUCUACGGACAGCCCUCAGCACAAGGCCCAGCCCUAUCUCAAUGACUCUAUGGACAGCCCUCAGCACAAGGCCCAGCCCUAUCUCAAUGACUCUGUGGACAGCCCUCAGCACAAGGCCCAGCCCUAUCUCAAUGCACACAGGCACAAGGCCCAGCCCUAUCUCAAUGACUCUAUGGACAGCCCUCAGCACAAGGCCCAGCCCUAUCUCAAUGACUCUGUGGACAGCCCUCAGCAUGAGGCCCAGCCCUAUCUCAAUGACUCUGUGGACAGCCCUCAGCACAAGGCCCAGCCCUAUCUCAAUGACUCUGGACAGCCCUCAGGAGGCCCAGCCCUAUCUCAAUGAAUCUGUGGACAGCCCUCAGCACGAGGCCCAGCCCUAUCUCAAUGACUCUGUGGACAGCCCUCAGCACAAGGCCCAGCCCUAUCUCAAUGACUCUAUGGACAGCCCUCAGCACAAGGCCCAGCCCUAUCUCAAUGACUCUGUGGACAGCCCUCAGCACAAGGCCCAGCCCUAUCUCAAUGACUCUAUGGACAGCCCUCAGCACAAGCACAAGGCCCAGCCCUAUCUCAAUGACUCUACGGACAGCCCUCAGCACAAGGCCCAGCCCUAUCUCAAUGACUACGGACAGCCCUCAGCACAAGCCCAGCCCUAUCUCAGCGGACAAGCACAAGCCCAGCCCUAUCUCAAUGACUCUAUGGACAGCCCUCAGCACAAGGCCCAGCCCUAUCUCAAUGACUCUACGGACAGCCCUCAGCACAAGGCCCAGCCCUAUCUCAAUGACUCUACGGACAGCCCUCAGCACAAGGCCCAGCCCUAUCUCAAUCUCUACGGACAGCCUCAGCACAAGGCCCAGCCCUAUCUCUGA